Molecule: messenger RNA, 2573 nt
Organism: Olea europaea var. sylvestris
Lineage: Eukaryota; Viridiplantae; Streptophyta; Magnoliopsida; Lamiales; Oleaceae
Product: ABC transporter B family member 25, mitochondrial
Exons: 21
Coding region: 147-2357 (736 amino acids)
Biological process (GO): intracellular iron ion homeostasis; transmembrane transport
Cellular component (GO): mitochondrial inner membrane
Molecular function (GO): ATP hydrolysis activity; ATP binding; ABC-type transporter activity
Source: RefSeq, a predicted model, not a curated record
UUUUCGAAUCUGAUACUGUUUUACACUACGCAUUCUCGUUAUCGAGUUUCAAAAGAAGUCAUCUAUUUCGGUCCAGCAUUUUCUCAAACAUCUGCCCGAAUAUACAGUGAUUGACCUUGAGUUUUCUUCAAUGCAUUGAAGAGAAGAUGCGGGCAACAGUUGCAUCCAGAUGUUUGAAGAUUCUGAAUAAUUCCAUUCCCCCUCGCUGUUUGAAUCGUUAUUCGAUAACAUAUUCUUCUAAAUUAUUAAAUCCAUCACGCAUUGGCUUUGAAUUCAAGCAAAAUUCAAUCUUUACUGGUACUAGGAAUCUGUCCACCGUACGCACCCUAUGGAGCUCCGGCCGAAGGAAGCCUUCUAUACUCCGUAUCAAUGCUUUUCUAUCGGAUUUCCCCUCCAAAACAGCCCCGAACACCGGUUCGGCAUCAAAUGGCUACGCGUUCUUUUCCACAGAAGCAAAGCCAGCACCGAAGGAAGCGCUUACGAGGUCGUUGAAGAAAACUGACGCUUCAAGAGACCAACUUCCAGAUACUAAAAUCAUCGCAAUUCUUGCAAAAUAUAUAUGGACGAAGGAUAAUCUCGAGUUUCGACUCCGUGUCAUUGCUGCAUUGGGCCUCUUAGUUGGUGCAAAAGUGUUGAAUGUUCAGGUGCCAUUCUUAUUUAAGCUUGCUGUUGAUUGGUUGACAACUGCAACGGGCAAUGCCAAUGCUCUGGCCGAGUUCACUGCUGCUAAUUCAACUGUUUUAGCACUUUUUGUUAGCCCGGCUGCCGUUCUGAUUGGAUAUGGGAUAGCACGUUCAGGGGCUUCUGCUUUUAAUGAAUUGCGAACUGCGGUGUUCUCUAAGGUGGCAUUGUGCACAAUUAGGCAGGUUUCCCGGAAGGUCUUUUCACAUCUGCAUGAGCUCGACCUACAGUUUCACCUUAGUCGUGAAACGGGUGGUCUUAAUCGAAUAAUUGAUCGUGGUAGCCGUGCUAUUAAUUUUAUUCUUUCAUCCAUGGUCUUCAAUGUUGUACCAACAAUAUUAGAGAUAUCAAUGGUGUCCGGUAUUCUUGCAUAUAAAUUUGGAGCACCAUUUGCAUGGAUUACAUCACUCUCUGUGGCUGCAUAUAUAAUUUUCACAUUGACUGUGACACAGUGGAGAACAAAAUUUAGGAAGGAGAUGAACAAAGCUGAUAAUGAUGCUAACACAAGGGCAAUCGACUCAUUAAUUAACUAUGAGACUGUAAAAUAUUUCAACAAUGAGGCUUUUGAAGUUGAAAAAUAUGAUGAAUUUCUGAAAAGAUAUGAGGAUGCUGCCUUACAAACUCAAUGGAGCCUUGCCUAUUUGAACUUUGGCCAGAAUUUGAUAUUUAGCACAGCACUCUCUGCAGCUAUGGUCUUGUGUUCCCAGGGGAUUAUGAAUGGCAACAUGACUAUUGGUGACUUGGUCAUGGUAAACGGUCUACUUUUUCAGCUGUCUCUUCCACUCAACUUCCUUGGAAGUGUUUAUCGGGAAACAGUUCAAAGUUUGGUUGACAUGAAAUCCUUGUUUCAGUUACUAGAGGAGAAGGCUGAUAUUAGGGAUGCAGAUGGCGCUAAGCCUUUGAAGUUAUAUGGCGGUAGCAUUCAGUUUGACAAUGUCCACUUCAGUUAUCUAUCAGAAAGGAAGAUUCUUAAUGGGAUAUCAUUUGUUGUUCCAGCUGGGAAAAGCGUAGCUAUGGUUGGAACCAGUGGCAGUGGCAAGUCCACCAUUUUGAGAUUGCUCUUCAGGUUUUUUGAUGUCCAUACUGGAAAUAUAAAUAUAGAUGCUCAAGAUAUCCGGGCAGUAACACUUGAAAGCCUUAGGAAGUCUAUUGGUGUUGUUCCACAAGAUACUGUACUAUUCAAUGACACUGUAUAUCACAACAUUCAUUAUGGUCGUCUUUCAGCAACAGAGGAGGAGGUGUAUGAUGCAGCUCGGAGGGCCUCAAUCCACGAUACUAUCAUGAAGUUCCCGGAGAAUUAUUCAACUGUGGUGGGGGAAAGAGGACUUAAGUUAAGUGGUGGUGAAAAACAACGAGUAGCACUAGCGCGUGCAUUCUUGAAAGCACCUCCUAUACUGUUCUGUGAUGAAGCUACUAGUGCCCUUGAUAGCACAACAGAAGCAGAGAUCUUGGAUGCAUUGAAAUCUCUUGCAAAUGAUCGGACGUCAAUAUUUAUUGCUCAUAGGCUUACAACUGCAAUGCAGUGUGAUGAGAUUGUAGUUUUGGAGAAUGGGAAAGUCGUAGAACAAGGACCACAUGAGGUUCUCUUAUCAAAGUCUGGAAGAUAUGCACAACUUUGGGCACAGCAGAAUACCACUGUUGAUUCCAUCGAUGCCUCCUUCAAACUAGAGGCAUAAAUACCCAUGUACGAGGGGAAGACGGGAGGUUUCCCUCCAUUGAAUUCUUGCUUGUCAUGUAAAUUGGAUCAUUCUCCUAAUAAUUUCUACAAGUGUAUAUUCAACUAAUAUAUUCCGUUUUGACUUUCACCUUGUAAGUCAACUAAUUUUUUUAAUUCUUGAAUGACCUGUGCUCUUCUGCUUUGGUACCCUUCACUUUUAAAUAAUUUGUCAGAA